This is a messenger RNA of Dendronephthya gigantea, 1591 nucleotides long. Its product is annotated as DEAD-box ATP-dependent RNA helicase 39-like. The transcript is spliced from 15 exons. The record is from RefSeq and is a predicted model, not a curated record. Gene Ontology annotation, molecular function: ATP binding; RNA helicase activity; nucleic acid binding. NCBI's taxonomy places the organism in Eukaryota, Metazoa, Cnidaria, Anthozoa, Malacalcyonacea, Nephtheidae. The coding region runs from base 116 to 1591 and encodes 491 amino acids.
UUUAUCCUCACGAGACUAAAUCUCUGGACUAAAUAGAAGAAACGAGUGGACUGGAUGAAAAUUGAAAGAAUAAAUAACUAAAAUAAGGAGACUAGGAAAGAAGAAAUGCGCUAGUAUGCGUUCGACAAAACUAAUUCGCAAAAUUUCUGAUUCUUACGUAAAGUCCAGAUGGUUAGCAACAGCACAUUCUCAAGUAAGAGUUUCCCAUAAGAGAAGAUCCGCACGAGAUGUUCCAGUCAAAACUGAGAGCAUUAAUAAAGGACCAAUGGAAACAUUUUUAAAAGCAUUUUCAAAGGAUCACCCUGCACUUCAUGGUAUCAAUAAUGUAUCAGAUUUUGGCAAUCUUGGUUUGCAACAAGAUUUAUGUGAUGCUAUAAAAACCCUGAACGUUGAGCAUCCAACACCAAUCCAGGUCCAAAGCAUUCCAGCAAUCCUGCAUGGUCACAACAUUCUCUGUACAUCUCAUACAGGAUCUGGAAAAACGCUUGCCUAUCUUUUGCCAAUCAUCCAUCUAUUGAAAAACGAGGAAGAUAUAGAAGGUGUUGUGUCAAGGCCAAGCAGACCACGCACUUGUGUUGUGGUACCAUUCCGAGAACUUUCUAUGCAGAUUUUGAGAGAUGUUAAGUAUCUCAGCCAUUUCACGAAGUUGCGAUCCCUUGGUUUGAUCAGUGGAAGAAAAAAGAAAUGGAUACAUGAAGGAUUAUCAGAGGCAGUUGAUAUUGUGGUGGCCACACCACAUGUACUUCUUCAAUAUUUACAAAAAGGUGACAUUCUUUUGUCUGAUUUAUCCCAUCUGGUGUUUGAUGAAGCAGACACAAUGUUUGAUCCAAGUUUUGCAUCCAUGGCGUUGGAAAUUUUAAAAUAUGCAGGAGUGAACUCCUGGAAGGAAAGUGAACAGCUUCUACAGACAGUGUUUGUUACGACAACAGUACCGCGAGAGAUACUUAGAACACUGAGUCAAAUCAUUCCAAACCUCUCCAUCUGCAACUCUGGCAUGCAUCAGAUUUUACCGCACAUUUCCCAGAAGUUUGUAAAAAUUUCCCAGCACAAAAAGAGCGAGUUGCUACUACAGAUAGUCUCACAGGAUUUGACACAAAAAGAGAAAAAAAUUAUGGUUUUUUGCAACACAACAAAAAGCUGUGAUUGGACAUCGUAUUUUCUUGAGGAACGGGGAGUACCACAAAUACGACUGAAUGGAAACAUGACUAAAAAGGAACGAAGGUUGCAUCUUGAAAAUUUUAAAACAACAGAAACACCUAUUCUUGUGUGUACUAAUGUUGCUUCGAGAGGACUGGAUACCACUAAUGUUAAUCAUGUGAUCAACUUUGACUUUCCUGUGAGUGUAGUGGAUUAUGUGCAUCGUCUUGGGCGGACAGGAAGGCUUGGGAUGAAGUCGAACGCCUCACCAAGGGUGACCAGUUUUCUAAGCCACAAUCGAGAAAUUAUCAUCAUGGAACAGAUCAAGAAAGCAAUGCAACAUAAAUCACCUUUGGAAGAUGCUAGUCUCUGGCAGAUGAAAAGCAAUCAGAAUAACAGGAGCAAACACAGAAAUCCAAUAAAUGACCGCAAUCAACAUCAUAAAAACAGAUAA